Molecule: messenger RNA, 897 nt
Organism: Ustilago hordei
Lineage: Eukaryota; Fungi; Basidiomycota; Ustilaginomycetes; Ustilaginales; Ustilaginaceae
Product: putative cyclin-dependent kinase 1
Exons: 3
Coding region: 1-897 (298 amino acids)
Biological process (GO): protein phosphorylation; regulation of gene expression; regulation of G2/M transition of mitotic cell cycle
Cellular component (GO): nucleus; cytoplasm; cyclin-dependent protein kinase holoenzyme complex
Molecular function (GO): ATP binding; cyclin-dependent protein serine/threonine kinase activity; cyclin binding
Source: RefSeq, a predicted model, not a curated record
AUGGAUAACUAUCAGAGGAUCGAAAAGGUCGGAGAAGGUACAUAUGGUGUCGUAUACAAGGCCAAGGAUCUCACACCGGGCGCCAACGGCCGCAUCGUUGCGCUCAAGAAGAUUCGUCUUGAAGCCGAAGAUGAGGGUGUCCCUUCCACAGCCAUUCGCGAGAUCUCGUUACUGAAAGAGCUUCGCGAUGACAACAUUGUCAGGCUUUUCGACAUUGUCCAUCAAGAGAGCAAGCUCUAUCUCGUCUUCGAGUUCCUCGACCUCGACCUCCGCAAAUACAUGGACAACGUCUCGCGGAAUCGGGGAGGCGAAGGCAUGGGUCCAGAGAUUGUUCGCAAGUUCACAUACCAGCUCAUUCGAGGUCUUUACUACUGCCACGCACACCGCAUCCUUCACCGCGAUCUCAAACCCCAGAACUUGCUGAUCGACAAAGAAGGUAACCUCAAACUUGCCGACUUCGGUCUUGCUCGCGCCUUUGGUAUUCCUCUCCGCACCUACACACAUGAAGUCGUCACCCUCUGGUACCGAGCUCCCGAAGUCUUGCUCGGCUCGCGACACUACAGCACAGCCAUCGACAUGUGGUCAGUCGGCUGUAUCUUUGCAGAGAUGGCAAGACGACAUCCUCUCUUCCCAGGCGACUCCGAGAUUGACGAGAUCUUCAAGAUCUUCCGUAUCCUCGGCACUCCCACUGAUGAUGUUUGGCCGGGCGUGCAGCAGUUGCCCGACUACAAGGACAGCUUCCCCAAGUGGUCAGGCAGGCCUUUGCGGGAUGCCGUUCCCAGUCUUGACAAAGCGGGGUUGAAUUUGCUGCAAGGCAUGCUCGUCUACGAUCCAGCAGGAAGGACCUCAGCCAAGCGCAGUCUUGUCCACCCUUACUUCCGACAGUUGCUCGCAUGA